Molecule: messenger RNA, 2613 nt
Organism: Ixodes scapularis (black-legged tick)
Lineage: Eukaryota; Metazoa; Arthropoda; Arachnida; Ixodida; Ixodidae
Exons: 4
Coding region: 1-2613 (870 amino acids)
Source: RefSeq, a predicted model, not a curated record
AUGGCGCAAGUGGCCGCCUUACUGGUCCUGCUACUCCUGUGGGUGGCCUGGACGCACGCAGCGCCUCCUCCUGCGCCGGCUUCGACCAGGCCACGUCGCGGUGCCCUGGAGGAACUACGGUCUUCGAUCCGGUGGGAGUACGGUGGCUGGAGGCCCAUCAUGCCCGGAAGCCCCUUCUUCUUCGUCAAGACGAGUCGGGCCGUGCCGCUGGACAGCAUCGCGUCGGCGUCGGCCCUGACACCGGUCAGGCUGCCGGCUAAGGAGGGCACCAGCGAGGACUCCAAGGAAGACCUCAAGGCGGAGGCAUCCAGCGCGUCGGAACGAGUCGCUUCCGAGUCCGUCUCCCUCGCGCGCCACGUCCCUGUGGGCCUGCCUCCUGUGGGCGGCAUCCCAGGCUGCUGCGACUUUCAGCCGGUGCUGUACGUCAAGUCGCAACCGGGCCCCGUCGUACUCGGGCAGAGCUCCAACGCUGCCGCUUACCUGGCCAGACCGGAGUCCAACAUGGCUGACGAUGACAGCAGCUACCAGAAGGACGACGAGAAGGCGGGCUUUCAAGAGGACCUCAAGCCGAGCAGUUCACAGAUCGUGCACGGCAGCCCCAUCGGCGACGAACGACCGCAGCUUCCCCACCAACUGCUCCAGGAUAUUCCGGACGGCGCUGCCCACGGGCUCGCUCAGAUGGGUCCAUUGGUACACUCGGGAACGGCCCUGGAGAACGUGCUCAGCAAACUGCCGGAGUCCAUCCAUCCUGUGCUUCAGGGACAGGGAGAGCACAUCAUGUCCGCGCUGUCGGGACUCGAUGGAAGCCUACAACCGAGCAACAUGGAGCAGUUGCUACAACACGUACACGCGUCUGGCGGUGUCGUACCCGACGUGGAACGCCUAAUCGCUAGCGUCAUGAGCGCUCAUCACGGAGGAAAACACGGAGGUCAAGGAGGCCACCAAGGGUACGGUGGCUUUGACGGACAAGAACAACAGGGGCCCCAUGACAACCAUCCAACGGCGCCUCCAUUCCACCCUCGGCCCGACAAGAACAUCUUCCGCUGGUACCCAAAACCCAGGGCAAAGAGUCAGCCUACAUCCAAGCCUCCGACAUACAAGGAAACGCCCAAGAGACCGUCGUUACAUCAGCAGCAUCUGGAAGAGCAGCGGCAGCGUCACGCUCAUCAGCAAGUUAUGGGAGCUUCUCCGCUUCACAUGGCUCUUGUGCAAGGCCCUCUUCAUUCAAUGAUGCUUCACAAUCAUCUUCAGCAGCUGGAGGCACCCCCGCUGGCACAUCAUUACGGUGUGCUAGACGGUGACGUGCUGCAAGCAGACACUCAACACCACUUCGUAACCGCGAGGCCGUACGAAUCACAUCACCAAGAACAGCAUCAGCAGCAACAUCAACAGCAGCCUCAUCACCAAGAUCAGCAACAGCACCAACAACUCCAGUUUCCUCGAAUUCAAGAGCACACAAUCAACGCAGAGAUAGUAAGGGGCAGGCCGCAGGAGGACUACGACCCACGACAACCGCCACGAAUCCACGUCGAGGACGUUCCGGCAGACGUACUUGCCACCGGCAUUCAUCCCAACGGUCACCCGAUCCGCGUGGAUGGCAUCAAUCUCAACAUCAUCGCUCCGUCGCACCCCGAUCCCGCUCAAUCCCGGUUUCCCUCCCGACGACCCGAGCCACCACGACCGCCACCUCCACCGCCUCAGCCGUUCUUCACGCAUUUCCACAGGCCCGAGGACGUGGCGAGCGCUCCUUUCUUCCAAGACCACAACCAAAAGAAUAAACAGGAUCAGAAGGAACGCGACCCGGAGUCCCAGGACAGCAAGAAGCACUUCCAUGGACAGCUUCCCGAUCCGCAGAAGUUGGUACAGAGCAAGCAGGAACCGAACGACCGAGAGCAAGCAUCAGGUUCCCAGCAUGAGGAUGCUGAAUAUGAGCAGGAAGCCGAGGACAGUGCUGAGACACCGGCUGCUCAGUCGGCUGAAGGGAGUCAAGCGGAAAGCGAGGAGGUGCAGCAGGAACGCCCGAAGGAAAAGAAAGGUCAAAGAGGUGCGAUCCAUUUCCACCCUAUCCAGACGCAAAAGGCGCAGAAAGAAGAAGAGAAGGCACAACUUUACCACGCCUACUAUGCUCCGGCGCAGCACAAGCCGCCUCCGGGAUACGUCAGGAUGACUGUGGACGAGUUCAACAAGCUCUUCAAGGACGCCGAAAUCCAGUUCAUCGGUUCCGAGUCAGACCUCAACAAGAAGUUGGCGGGCAAGGUCCCGUCUACCAAGCUUCAGCUUGCCCAGUCGGACAGCAAGGAGGAUUCCACGGUCAAGAUUGAAACGGUCGGCGAGGACAAGAAGACCAGCGUGAGGACAUCGGUGUCCGUGAGCACCAGCUCGAGUAGUAGUGACGGCGCUCACAACUUCCACUCCGUCAUUCAGCCCAGGGAGAACGCGGCCAGGGCCACUGGUGACGGUGGAGAGCCCACCGAACUGACCACGCACAGGUCGGAGAAGAGCUCGAGUAACAAGCCUGUUUCGGAAAACAGGGAUGGUGCCAAGGGUGCCCACAACCUAUUCGGAGCCAGGCUCAAGACUCCCAAGUCGGGUCUGCUGAAACAGGCGUCUUGA